Molecule: messenger RNA, 1163 nt
Organism: Toxorhynchites rutilus septentrionalis
Lineage: Eukaryota; Metazoa; Arthropoda; Insecta; Diptera; Culicidae
Product: RNA-binding protein squid-like
Exons: 2
Coding region: 74-976 (300 amino acids)
Biological process (GO): regulation of gene expression
Cellular component (GO): nucleoplasm
Molecular function (GO): RNA binding
Source: RefSeq, a predicted model, not a curated record
UAAAUUCGUUCACUUCAGUAAAAGCUUUUGUGCUAGACAGAUCAUAACACUCACGAGCGAUCAAUCCGUUAGCAUGGCUGAUAAUCAAGAGCACCAAGACGUCGAGAUGACAGGUAAUGGUCAGGAGGCAUCCGGCAAUGGGGAACAGAGCCAAGGCAAUGGAUCUAAUGGCAAUGCCGAACAUUCUGGGAUUCGUAACGACGAUCGGAAGCUGUUUGUUGGUGGACUUGGCCCGGGAACUACCGAAAAGGAGCUGAAGGAGCACUUCGAACAGUACGGUGAGAUCGAGAAUAUCAACGUGAAGACUGAUCCCAACACUGGUCGCUCGCGUGGGUUCGCUUUCAUUGUGUACAAGAGUACCGAAUCCAUCGAAAAGGUAUUCGCCGCUGGCGAUCACGUAAUCAACGACAAGAAGGUUGACCCGAAGAAAGCAAAAGCACGCCAGGGAAAAAUUUUCGUCGGUGGUUUGGCUCCGGAGAUCAGCGAUGAGGAGAUUAAGACUUUCUUCGGUCAGUUUGGCAGCAUAGCCGAAGUUGAGAUGCCGUUCGAUAAGCAAAGGAACCAGAGGAAAAAUUUCUGCUUCAUCACGUUCGAGUCUGAGCAGGAUGCCAAUGAAGUGCUGAGAACUCCCAAGCAGACAAUCUCCGGUAAGGAAGUCGAUGUUAAGAAGGCCACCCCGAAGGCGGACCAUAUGCAAAUGGGCGGCCGCGGUGGAAUGCGCGGUGGCCCUCGCGGAGGAAUGCGUGGUGCACGGGGAGGAUUCGGUGGCGCCAGAGGCUACAAUCAGGGCUGGGAUGGAGCCGGAUACGGUGGUCCGGGAUAUGGAAACGGAUACGGAUACAGCGAUUAUAGUAAUGACUGGGGCUAUGGGGGCUUCGGCGGAUAUGAUUACUCGAACGGCGGUGGUUUCCAGACUGGUAAGCAACGCGGUGGACGCGGCGGUGGUGGUCGUCAACAAAAAUUCAACCCAUACUAAUUCCCGAAAAUGAACGUGGAAUUCUCAUUGAAAACUAAUUGUCCCAUCGCUAGUGUCCAUUAAGCGGAGAAGGCUUUUCCCACGGUUCGUGGGUGGGAUCAUAUCUGGGCAGCUGCGUUCUUCAGUUAAUUAUAUUGUAGGGAAAAUCUCGAGUUGAAAGGUGAAAUAAAGUUGUAAUAAAAAUAAA